This is a messenger RNA of Zea mays, 1698 nucleotides long. RefSeq lists its product as uncharacterized. Gene Ontology annotation, biological process: protein modification process; protein transport; endosome to lysosome transport. The transcript has 3 exons. Gene Ontology annotation, molecular function: ubiquitin binding. Lineage: Eukaryota; Viridiplantae; Streptophyta; Magnoliopsida; Poales; Poaceae. Gene Ontology annotation, cellular component: ESCRT I complex. Bases 181 to 1257 code for a protein of 358 amino acids. The record is from RefSeq and is a predicted model, not a curated record.
CUUGUCGUUACUGUCAAUCCUCGUCGAAGUCGUAGUCACAGAACGUCUCAUUUUCUGCCGGCCUGGCCGGGCGUUACCGAAACAAAGAAACAAACAGAAGCCUCGCCGCUGUUUUACCCGUGUCUUCCCCUCGACUGUUCGAUUUCGUUCGUUUGCGAUCGAGGAUACGGGCACGCGCGCAUGGCGAUGGCAGCAGCCACCGGCACGGUGGUGCUGGUAGACGCGGCCCUGGCCCCGUACGAGCACCCUGACCUCCGGUGGCUUGUGCGGAAGCAUGUCCUCGCCGUACUCCAGGACUUCCCCACGCUGUCGCCGUCCGUCGACACCUACACCAGCGACAGCGGCGCGUCCGCCGUGCUGCUCAACGCGCGGGGCCUCCUCACCGUCUCCCCCGCCCUGCCACCGGUCCUUCUCACCCUAUGGCUUCCCCUGGAGUACCCGUACCUGCCGCCGCUCGUCUACGUCUUCCCCGCCGCGCCGCCGGCUUCGCUCGCCCGCGACCACCCCUUCGUGGACCACCGCACCGGGCGCGUCCGCCAAACCCUGCCCUACCUUGAGGACUGGGCCGUGCCGCGCUCCAGCGUCGCCGGACUCGUGCGGAGCCUCGUUGGUGCCCUGAGGAUGUGCCACCCGCUGACGUCGCGCUUCGGCUCCGUCGUCCACGCCACGGCCACGGCCAGAGCGACGACGACGACGACGCCGACGCCGGAGGAGGAGGAGCAGGAGCGCAUGCACGCGGCGCUGCUCGACGAGCUCGUCUCCAGGCUGGGCAGGGACGCGGCCGCCUUCCGCGGCCACGUGGACGAGGACAUACAUGCCUUGUCCUCCAGCCAAGGCAACCUCCGAGCGCGGGCCGACGCCAUGGACCGCGCCGUCCGCGACCUCGAAGGCGAGAGGAUGCGGCUGGAGCGCGCCGUGACGGCCAGCCUUAGUCACCGCGGCGAGCUGCUGUCCUGGCUGCACAAGACGAGCUGCGCGCCCGACGACGCCGGAGCAGCACUACUCCUGGCACCGCACGGGGCGGCGGGCGGCGACGCGCCAAGGUGGCUUGAGAGCAAGGCGUCGGAGCUCGCCAUGGACGACACCGUCGACGCCCUUGGCCGCGCCCUCGAGGACGGCGAGCGCGUCAUCGGCUUCCACGAGUACAUCAAGCGUGUCAAGGUGCUUGCUCGGGAGCAGUUUUUCCAUUGCUACGCAGCAUCCACCUCGAUGAGCAAGCGUUCUCCGCCGCCGGACGCCACCUCCCCUUUGAUUUAGCGUCUACAGUACAACUACCGGUGACAGUUAAGACUGUCCGCACAGCGGCGGACGACGGCUGAAAAUAACAACUAAUUUUCGAUGGCCUACGAAACCGCCGAAAAUUACACGAGAAUUUUUGGCGGCCCGAAUUUACAGCCGAAAACAAGCACUAUUUUCGACGGACAGGGACUCGACCGCCGAAACUACGAAUUUUAUAGGGUUCCCUGUCUCUCUUCUCUGCCAAUUCAAAAUCUAGCUCUCCUACCUGAUUGAGCCGUCGCCAAACCGCCCAACGCCCGACCACACCAUGGUGCCGCUCCUCACACGCGACCGCACCGUGCGACCCUUCUCACGCCUGGCCCCGCCCCGACGCCCCUGCUCGAGCUACCUGACGCCUAUAUGUGAUGAUUUGACUCUUGUGGUGAAUUUAACAUGUUGUGAUGGAUUUGUUAUGAACUA